Molecule: messenger RNA, 971 nt
Organism: Cladocopium goreaui
Lineage: Eukaryota; Dinophyceae; Suessiales; Symbiodiniaceae
Source: the annotation of a GenBank genome assembly
CUUCCAUCGUCCCAUGGCCACCGAUGGCCGAUCCGCCGGAGCUCACGGUGCAGUGGCUCUCCAGCGGCGCCGUCCUCGGCCGCUUCCGCGCCGCCGAGCUGGACGUUUGCGACGCGGUGAGCGUCGGCGCGGUGAAGAGACGUUUGGUGCCCUUGGUGCAUCAACCCAGAUUCAAACUGAAGCUCCUGCGGGGCAGCGACGUCCUGAAGAAUGAGGAGGAGCUCACGCUGCCCGAAGCCCUGCAGUUGGUGGUGCUUUCUCGGUACCAACAGAUGACCCGGGAGCAGAUGAUUUAUGUGUUGGACGUGGCCCGCCGCGAUGUCGCGGCUGAGAUGGAGCAGUUCUUGCAGCUGCCCAUGGAUCCAGAUGUGAGUGCUGAUGGUGACACAGCUCUGCAUUGCGCAGCGGCUUCAGGUAGCGUCGGAUGUUGCCGCUUAUUGUUGGAAGCACGUGCCAACUUGGAACUUCCUUCGGCAAGGUACAAUGAUCACCGGCCGUUGCAGGUGGCCUGCCAAGCCGGUGAGUUGGAAAUCGUUCAGCUCCUCCUUGCUGCCAGGGCGGAUCAACACCAGGCUCCACCGGCCUUGCAUCUGGCAUCCUACCAUGGAGCUGCUGACAUGGUCCGUCUGCUUCUGGCGCAGCGUGGCAGGGCAGAUGAGCUGGACCGGGAGCAGGAUGCCACACCAUUGCGCCUGGCGUGCCAACAAAACCACCUGGAAGUGGUGCGAAGUCUACUGGAAGCAAAGGCGACGGCCAACAAGGCGUGUGAGGAUGGCUCCACUCCCUUGCCCUUGGAGCGCCCCUUGCGAAAGACUUCAACAUCGUCCAUGGCACAGAAAGAGUUUCAGAGUCCCCAGUCCAUGCCGCCUGCGCGAGCGGUUGCGAAGGUGGCAAAGCACCUCGGAAUUCACAGGAAACUGUAUAGUUUGUUUCUGGGUGUGUCUUUGAAGUAUGAAACAUUGGUCAAAUAA